AUGUACGAGUAUGACGACCAGCAGAUAAAAGAGGAGGCGCUGCAGUCGAAGGCCGCGACGGUCAUUCAGCGGCGCUGGAAGGAAUACUGCGCACGACGUGAGGCGGAGGCGGCGGCGUUGACGACAUCAGACCGAGGCAAGUUAGUCGCCGUCGCUGCUGCCGCUGCCGCCGCGGCAGCCACCGCCGGGGAUGGUGCAGCCGCGGGAGGGGAAGAGGCGGGGGAGGAUCCGGCUGUUUAUUUGGAUGAGUACGUUCGCCUGGUCGAGAAGCGCAGGAACGUCAUUGGCCGGAGCCUCGCGUGCCAACGGCAGUUGGCGCGGUACUUCGCGGCGCAGCGGCAGCGGAAGGGCGAGGAGCGGCCGCAGCCGGUGUCGCCCGAGGCGGAGCAGCAGUACUGGGUAGCGGUGAGACAACUGCAAGAAGAGCGACGUGUGGUGCAGGACCGGAAGGAGGCAUCGGGGACGCUUCUCUCUGAAGUGAAGGCGCGCCACCAGAGCACCAUUGAGGAGGCACUUGCGCAGGAGGAGCAGUUCCGGCAGUACAUCCGGCAGCUUGCGGAGGAAUCCGUCUUUGUGCGCACACACCAGCGACUUACGGCGGAAGAGAUUGAUGCAUUCCUCAAAAAGGAGACGGAACAGCGGCACGAGGUGCGAAAUGCACGCAUCCGCCAUAUUCUUCUCUGCCACGAGCUGAAGAAGCUGCAGAAAACCGCCGAGCAGCGGGACCAGCAGCAGGACGGUAUGAACCUCAUUGACUUUGAGCAGCUCAAGAUUGAGAAUACGAACCUGAACGAGAAGAUUGAGGAACGUAACGAGGACCUGCUGAAGCUGCGGCGCAAAGUCACCACCACCAUUCAUGUACUUACACACGUGAAGGAGAAACUGGAGUUUAUGAAAAUUGAGAACGCCCAGCUGCGGCGGCAGGUCUCAAUGACGGAGGAUGAACUGAAUGAGCUCCGUGACAAGUUGGCACAGACGAAGCGGCGUCGCGACCACUUCAUCACCUCCAAUAUUAAAAUGCGGGAGAGUAUGCCGAUGGUAGGGUCGGAAAAACUCCUCGUAGACUACGAGAAGCGCAAGGCGGCGUGCAAUACGAUGCGACAGAAUGUGUUAGAUAACGCCGCAAAGCACAAGGAACUAUUGGCGGCCACCGACCGGAAUCAGGUGGUGCUGAACAGACUGCAGAAAUCACUGGCCAGCGGCAUCCCAGCGAAUGUGGGAGAAAAACCUUUUAAUAUGCUGGCGUCGUGA
Trypanosoma cruzi is the source of this 1251-nucleotide messenger RNA. RefSeq lists its product as uncharacterized. Gene Ontology annotation, biological process: cilium assembly. Lineage: Eukaryota; Euglenozoa; Kinetoplastea; Trypanosomatida; Trypanosomatidae. The transcript has a single exon. Gene Ontology annotation, cellular component: ciliary basal body; axoneme. Bases 1 to 1251 code for a protein of 416 amino acids. The record is from RefSeq and is a predicted model, not a curated record.